Linum trigynum is the source of this 3000-nucleotide messenger RNA. Lineage: Eukaryota; Viridiplantae; Streptophyta; Magnoliopsida; Malpighiales; Linaceae. The record is from the annotation of a GenBank genome assembly.
AAGUUGGAUGACUAUUUUGGAUAAUGAACCGUAUAGGCGAGGCUUGGUGAACGACGAUUGGUGGGAGGGCGCCGAACGGAACAAAACAAAAAACGAGCAAACGCCAGAGAGUUAGCCGGGCGGCAACCAAGAACGGGAAGUCUAUCAGAAUUGAUCCUUUCCUUUCAGAUUCUUGUACUCACCCCAACUCCAUUCUUGUCGCCAUUACUUCUGCCGGAGAAAGAUUCUCCAAUCUCUCUCUCUCCUUUCCAAAAAUGUCGAUUCAUUGAAACCCCCCAACUACCGCUACAAGCAGUGAGUAUCGCGUCACUCCCGCCAUCCACCCAAAAAUAUGGCUGCGUCCUCCGUUCUCCUCUGCAACCCUCUCUCCGCCCUCCGCCGCCGCCCAACCGCCGUCCCUGCCGCCGGAUUCCCCAGACCCCUCACCGUAGCAACUCCGCUUCCACGCUCUGUCCUCCUCCGCCCUGGUCUUCGUUCCUCUACCAAUUUUUUACUCCGGAGUUCGUCUCCUCCUCGGACUUCCAUCCGCGAUGUCGACUCUCCCGCCGAUGAACCGCCGCCCGUCGGCGAGGACUCUGCUCUCUUCCAAUUGGAGGAUCAAAAGCUCUCAUCCUGGCUCUACUUCUCCGUCAUCCUCGGCGUCGUUUUGUUCCUCCUCAACCUCCUCUGGAUCGACAAUUCCACCGGCUACGGCAAGGCCUUCGUCGAAUCUCUCUCCGCCGUAUCCGACAGCCACGAGGUUGUAAUGCUUAUGCUCAUCCUGGUUUUCGCAACUGUACACAGUGGGUUGGCUAGCCUGAGAGAGGCAGGGGAGAAGGUGGUAGGAGAACGAGCAUUUCGUGUUCUGUUUGCAGGAUUGUCUCUUCCUCUAGCUGUUAGCACAGUGGUUUACUUCAUCAAUCACAGGUACGAUGGGACUCAGCUGUGGCAGCUGCAAUCUGUCUCCGGGUUACACGAAGUCUUAUGGCUAUCAAACUUCAUUUCCUUCUUCUUCCUCUACCCUUCAACCUUCAAUCUUUUGGAGGUUGCAGCUGUGGACAAGCCAAAGAUGCAUCUCUGGGAGAGUGGAAUCAUGAGAAUCACAAGGCACCCCCAGAUGGUCGGGCAAGUGAUGUGGUGCGUAGCUCACACGGUGUGGAUAGGGAACUCAGUGGCACUUGCUGCAUCCGUUGGUCUGAUCGCACAUCAUCUGUUUGGUGUGUGGAAUGGGGACAGGAGACUAGCCGCGAGGCAUGGGGAAGCAUUCGAAGCUGUGAAGGAGAGGACGAGUGUAGUUCCGUUUGCAGCCAUACUGGAUGGUCGCCAGAAGCUACCCAAAGAUUACUACAAGGAGUUCUUGAGGCUGCCUUAUCUGACCAUCACGGCGGUGACAUUAGGUGCAUAUUUUGCUCACCCCUUGAUGCAGGCUUCGAGCUAUGGCCUCCAUUGGUAAAAUGGGAAAGUAAGCAACUGUACUUGGAAUGUAGUUGUUGUCCAGCUACAUUUGAUCAUCAUGUAACUAGGCUAGGAAAAGAGGUCUGUAAAAUGUACCAUCUGUUGUAGCAUUUGAUCAUGCAAACACGGGAACUGAAUCUAGAACAUGGAAUGAGAGUUAAGAAAGAACAGACUCGAUUCUUCAUUUAUUGUAAUGGAAACCUCAGUAAUACAGCACAAUACAUUCUGCAGUCAUAUAAAAGCUUCGAGCUUUACAUUGUUCUGCAGGAAUUACAUACCAACAUAAACAUAGUACUUUUGCUUAAUCUUAUUCUGUCGCCAUCUUUAUUUUAGCAAAGCAGUUGAGGUAGCUCAUUGGUAUUGAUGGCUGCUUUGAACAGGGACAGUGGUAGGAAGUUUUACAACUCCUUUGUAGAUCAAAGGAGGAAUAGAGCGGCGGCUGUUCUCCAGCCAAAUUCAUCAUCUGACAUUGCAGAAAAACACAUCUUGAUCAUCAUCAACAACAACUGCUCAAACUUGUUCAGCUCCAACAACUGUGCAUCAUGCUCCAGGCCAGCCGGGUACUGAGGCUUACACCUCUCUCCCUCACCAGCAAAGUAAGCCCACAAAUGGCAAAAAAAACCCUAUUGGCUGAAUUGAAAGCCAAAGAGGUAAAAAUUAUGAAAGCCAUUGGGACUCCUCCACUGAUCAGAAAGUGGCGUCGAGAAGGCACAGCACUGCUAGUCUGUGUGUUCUGAGCUGUUGAGGAUGACCACAACAUGAGACCCACAAAAGAAGAGGGUGAAAAAGCAUAGAAGAAGAAAACUUGAGAAGGAAGGAAAGGAACAAAAACAAUGCUGCAGGUUGGGGUUAUUGCUGAUUGAGGGUGAAGGGAUGGAUUAGUUUAGUCUUCUCCCUGAAUGUACCAGCAGAGGAGCAUGGUGGCGCAGCGGCGGAGGACGUACAUCUUUGCUCGUUGCUCCUUGAUCAAGGAUGCACAUUUCCUGGUGAUCUUGCGGCCCUUCUUGCUUGGUGCAGCAGAGAGGCCAUUAGCAGAGGCAGCAUUCCUGGUGUAAACCGUGAUCUCAGCCAUUUUUGUGCUUUGUAGUGUUGAGUGACUAAACAACAGCGUAAAGAAUGGACGGCAGGAAGAAAAGAACAAAUCAAACCCCAAAUGAGGGUGAAAAAAAAAGGGAAGAUGGACAAGAAGAAGAAGGGUUGGUGCUGUUUGGAGAUGGAGGGUGGAUGGAAUGGUGGUAUUUAUGGGUAUGGAGUGCAUGGGGGGAAAUAGGGUGGGAGGGAGUGAACAUAAGCUAAACCUGGGAAGUUGUGAUUCUUAGGAAAGAUUAAAUAUUCUUUGUAUGAAAAAGAGGUGGAUGGAAUGGAGUGAAUUUUCCAGGAAAGAUCCAGGAUUUGACUUGUUUGUCAAGUGAGGGAAUGAACAUGGUCGCCUUCUUACCAAGUAAUUUUUGUCUUAUGUGUAUAAAUGAAGCUAAAUCAUGUAGAAUUUAUCUUCAUAACUCGUAGGCAGAGCGUUACAUUUUUUAGUCAUCUAAUUUGGAAUUGAAAUAAAAUGUAUCACAUUAA